AUGGAGUUCUCUCCCGUCAUCAUCUAUUUGGGCGGUGUCCUUUUCAUCGCGUACUGCAUCAAUUGCAUACGGAUAGCUUUUCGACCGGGCCUUCGAAGCCUGCCGGGUCCCUUGUCUGCCCGAUUCUCUCGUUUAUACCGUUUGUCCCUGGUCGCUGGAGGUAAAGCUCCUGCGGAGUACAGGAAGGUCCAUGAGGUGUACGGACCGAUUGUUCGCGUGGGUCCGAAUCACGUCUCGAUCGCAGACCCGUCUGAGAUCCCUCUGAUCUACGGAAUCGGGAGCAAAUUUCUCAAGACUGAUUUCUAUAACACGAUGAGUCCCUCGUACCAGGGCAAGCCCAUGCCCAGCGUCUUCACCGAGCGCGAUCCCAUAGCCCACCGGAACUUAAAGAGACCCGUUGCUCAGUUAUUCGGGAUGACAAACAUGCGAAACUACGAGCCGUACGCGGACGAAUGCACCGGCAUAUUCAUUGACGCCAUGCGUGAUCUGGAGGGUCAGCCCGUUGAUCUUUCAGCCUGGGUUCAGUGGUACGCCUUUGAUGUCAUUGCGAGCAUGACUUUCCAACGACGCUUUGGCUUCCUCGAGGAACGCCGCGACAUUAACAACAUGAUCGGAGACCUUGACGGAGGCCUGCAUUAUGUCAAGAUCAUCGGCCAAUAUCCAGAACUCCACCCAUGGCUGCUUGGGAAUCGGACAGUUGUGGGAACCUUGAAGUGGCUUUUCCCGCAAAUCCCUGAUGCGCUGUACAGGUUUCUGAAGGUCACCGAAGACGAGAUCGUUCGGUACGACACCCAAGGAGGAGGAGAGAAGACGGGGCGGACAGAUUUUCUGGCGCAGCUGAGGGAGAAAGAGGCCAAAGACGGGAAAAUCCCAUUCAGGGACAUGAUGAACCAUCUGUCCAACAAUAUCAUUGCCGGCUCCGAUACCACGGCGGUCUCGCUGCGCGCGUGCUUUUACUACCUCACCAAGACGCCACGGGCGUUCGAGAAGCUCGUGGCAGAGAUCGACGAAGCGGAGAAAAACGGACAGCUGUCGACUUACAUAUCGUAUGAGGAAUGUCUGAAGCUUCCGUACCUACAAGCCGUGAUGAAAGAGGCCAUGCGCUUGCACCCGGGCGUCGCCCUGCCGCUGGAGCGGUACGUGCCCCCAGAAGGCGCAACCAUCUGCGGCGUCGACCUCCCCGGCGGCACCAACGUCAGCAUCACAGCGCCCGUCGUGCAGAUGGACAGGGCCAUCUACGGCAGCGACGUCGACGCAUUCCGCCCUGAACGCUGGCUCGAAGCGUCGGCUGAGCAACUGAAACUCAUGGAUCGGAGCUUCCUCGCGUUCGGCGCCGGAGCGCGCACGUGCAUCGGCAAGAACAUCUCCAUCCUCGAGAUGGGCAAGUUCAUCCCGCAGAUCCUGCGCCACUUCCACAUCGAGUGGGCGUCGAGCGAGCCCGAGUGGAAGACCGAGGCCGUCUGGUUCUGGAAGCAGUCCGGCGUCAUUGUCAGGUUCAAAUGGCGAGGAAAAUAUUGA
This is a messenger RNA of Cladophialophora psammophila CBS 110553, 1518 nucleotides long. RefSeq lists its product as uncharacterized. Gene Ontology annotation, molecular function: oxidoreductase activity, acting on paired donors, with incorporation or reduction of molecular oxygen; heme binding; monooxygenase activity. The transcript is spliced from 7 exons. NCBI's taxonomy places the organism in Eukaryota, Fungi, Ascomycota, Eurotiomycetes, Chaetothyriales, Herpotrichiellaceae. The record is from RefSeq and is a predicted model, not a curated record. Bases 1 to 1518 code for a protein of 505 amino acids.